Molecule: messenger RNA, 1422 nt
Organism: Podospora pseudopauciseta
Lineage: Eukaryota; Fungi; Ascomycota; Sordariomycetes; Sordariales; Podosporaceae
Exons: 3
Coding region: 263-1201 (312 amino acids)
Cellular component (GO): membrane
Source: RefSeq, a predicted model, not a curated record
CACGUAAUCCACAGGUUGGUUGGUUUCCUUCCUGCGAAGGCUGCCGAACCCUUGUACGAGUGAGGCAUGGACGGAACCUGAGAAUAUAUACGCUGGUCCACUCGACCUGUGUCUUUUCCCUUUUCCCCAUAUCCAAACAAACCGUUAGCUUUUCAGAGCAUCCAUCGCCUGUUGUUACCUAGAUACCUACUCUUCUCAGGUGCCAGACUCGACUCCUCGUAGUUCCCAUCCAGCUCCCUCUCUCAGCCACUCUACCUGAAGCAUGGCCGAUGCAGGGGAACUUCCAGAGUACAAACUCUACGACUACGAUCCCAACCUACCCGCCAAUGUUGUGUUCACCGUCCUGUUUUCGAUCGUCACCAUCGGCCAGUUCUACUUUUUGAUCCGCAAGCGAACAUGGUACUUUCUCGCUUUUGCGAUUGCCUGUCUGUUCGAAGCAGUAGGCUAUGCCGCGCGUUGCGUUGCCGUUAAAGAAGCUCCGAACUUCACACUCACCCCGUUCCUGAUACAAACCCUGCUCAUCUUGCUCGCCCCAGCGCUGAUGGCAGCGUCUAUCUACAUGGUGCUCGGGAGGUUGAUCAGACUUCUAGACGCACACGAGUACGCAAUUGUGCGGACAAACUGGCUGACCAAGAUAUUUGUUGUGGGGGACGUGUUGAGUUUCAUGACGCAGAGCGCUGGUGGAGGAUUGAUGGCCCAAGCCAAGACGCCGGAUGCCAUGAAGCAAGCUGAAGGGAUUGUGCUCGGUGGCCUUGCGAUUCAGAUUGUGUUCUUCGGCAUGUUCAUCGUCACAACGAUCAUAUUCCACAGAAGAAUUUUGAAGCGUCCAACCGAGAGAAGCCUGAGGGUGGAAGGGCCGUGGCGGCAGCUGAUUCUGGCGCUGUACAUCAGCUCGGUCUUGAUCAUGGUCAGGUCAAUUUUCAGGAUGAUUGAGUUCGGGGCGGGAAAACAAAGCAUCCUGAUGCAAAAGGAAGUUUUCUUGUUGGCCCUGGAUGGAGUGCUGAUGUUCUUGGUCGGAGUGGUAUUUCUGUGGAAGUUUCCGGGGGAUGUUUUGGUGGGGUAUAAGGAGGUGUGGCAGACGACAGAUGAAGAGACGCUGGGGAGUCGCGGAGAGGGGAUUCCCAUGGUGGCUGGAGGUAAAACCGCAUAUCAAGGGGUACGGAGCGGAGAACACGGGAGGUACUCCACCUCAGUCCGGUAGAAAGACCGGAAGACACGUGUUGGCAGAGACAUUUGUUCGGGCAACGGGACUAGAAGGACAAGAAGCCUAUGGCGUUAGAAGAGAGGUUGGGUUUAUCAGUUUUGCAUGUUUCUGGUAGAAGGCGUUAUUGAUGAUUGAUUUCCUCAUCUCUAGAUUGAUGUCAUGAUACUCCGCGGGAGCAUGUGAAUCCACAGCUUCCUUCUGGAAUAAGUUGCGACAAA